Molecule: messenger RNA, 620 nt
Organism: Salvia miltiorrhiza (redroot sage)
Lineage: Eukaryota; Viridiplantae; Streptophyta; Magnoliopsida; Lamiales; Lamiaceae
Exons: 3
Coding region: 71-379 (102 amino acids)
Source: RefSeq, a predicted model, not a curated record
GAAGCACAAGUUGUCAAGGGUGGGGAAAAAACAACACUGCACCCUCUGUAGGAGUGCAACCCACAAGAAAAUGACAUGUCCACUGAACCCUACUAAGGUGAACAAAGAAGCAGAGUGUUCCACCUCAACUAAAGCUAAAGGAAAAGCACCAGUAGGACUCGGACUAUAUGUCAAUGAAGAAACAGGAAAACAAAUUCUAAAUCCCGGAGGAUCACAGUCUUUAGUCAUAAAUGAGGGGACUCCAAGAGAAUCAGAACCAAAUGUCAGAUUUGCUAUCCCCAAUGAGAGAGAGCUCAGAAUGCAAAAGAGAAUGGAGAAGAGGAAGAGCAGUCCACCAACCACAUCAGUUGGUCCUUCCUCGAAGAUCAAGAAGACAUGAACAAAGCCUUUUAAGGCUCCAAGAGACAAAACACAGGAACAACACCAAGAACCAGUGCUUAGAAGGUCUCCUAGGAGACUAAAUGUGGUGUCAACUGCAGGAUCAACAACUCACAGUUGAUAUCACCUUUGUCAUCUUGUUAAGAAGUACUUUAAAACUGAUUUUAUGUGUUUUCAUUUGUUUUGAGUGGUUAUAAUGGUUUGGAUAUUAGCUUUUGCAGCCAUCACUCACUUGGUUUCAU